Molecule: messenger RNA, 1407 nt
Organism: Nothoprocta perdicaria
Lineage: Eukaryota; Metazoa; Chordata; Aves; Tinamiformes; Tinamidae
Gene: SGPP2
Product: sphingosine-1-phosphate phosphatase 2
Exons: 6
Coding region: 1-1146 (381 amino acids)
Biological process (GO): sphingosine metabolic process; phospholipid dephosphorylation
Cellular component (GO): endoplasmic reticulum membrane
Molecular function (GO): sphingosine-1-phosphate phosphatase activity
Source: RefSeq, a predicted model, not a curated record
AUGUCCCGCGUGCUGCGCAGCCUGCGCGGCUCGCAGCCCGUGGCGCGAUUCCAGCGCUGCUGCGGCCUCUUCCCCGCCGCCGAGGAGGGGCCCGCGGACACGGAGCGCGCCCGCGCAGGCGGCAACGGGCUCUGCGCGCCGCGCUGCGCGCGCGGCCCGGCCGGGCCGGCAGACUGUGCACAAAAAUAUGUUGUGAAGAACUAUUUCUACUACUACUUGUUCAGGUUUUCGGCUGCUCUGGGUGAAGAGGUGUUUUAUAUCACUUUCCUUCCAUUUACGUACUGGAACAUAGAUCACUCCGUGUCUAGAAGGAUGAUAGUCAUUUGGUCUGUGGUCAUGUACAUCGGGCAGGUGUCCAAGGACCUCCUGAAGUGGCCACGGCCCCUCUCGCCGCCCGUGGUGAAGCUGGAGAGGAGGACGGAUGCGGAGUACGGGAUGCCCUCCACCCACGCCAUGGCCGCUACCGCCAUCUCCUUCUCCUUCCUGAGCGCCACCACCAACCACUACAAGUACCCCUUUGAGCUGGGGCUGACGGGCGCCCUGCUCUUCUCCACGCUCGUGUGCCUCAGCCGGCUCUACACAGGGAUGCACACCGUGCUGGACGUGCUCGGCGGGGCGCUCAUCUCGGCCGUGCUGCUGGUGCUCGUGUGCCCGGCGUGGGACUCCAUCGACCGCGUGCUGCUCACGAGCCCGCUCUGCCCGCUGCUCUCCCUGGCCGUGCCGCUGCUCCUGUGCUACAAGUACCCCAAGCUCGACUCCUACAGCCCCACGCGGGCGGACACCACCACCAUCCUUGGCGCGGGCGCUGGAGCCACUGUGGGCUUCUGGCUCAACAACCAGUACGUGGCGGCCGCUUCCACCAGUGACGGCUUUCGCCCGGGCUUCCCGCUGCUCUCGGGCCCCAUGCUGGUGGUGGUGCUGGCCCGGUUCCUCGUGGGCAUCGGCAUCAUCCUCGUGACGCGGCAGCUCGCCAAGAGCCUGGUGCUGGGCGUGCUGCGCUACUGCUACAAGUUCCCCAUGGGAGAUCUGGAAGCCAGGAGGCGCCUGGAGGUGGAGGUGCCCUAUAAAUUUGUGACGUACUCCUCGGUUGGUUUCAGCGCGACCGUGAUCGUGCCGCUGCUGCACCAGGUGCUGGGGCUGAUCUGAGCCCCGUUCCGCAGAGACGCAGGUCCUGGCACCACCGUUUUGGAGAUGCAAUGAGUUGUUCCAGGCUGGUGACUUGACUGAGAAACGUUUUGUGCCUUUCUGCACUGGCAGAACACCGCACCGUGAGGAUUCACGGGGCGGCUGUACACGGUGACCUGGGUUAGGAACCGGCUCUGCUGCCUCCCUCCGGCCGAGGCCGGUGGCCCAGGUGAGGGGACGUGACAAGCUCGGGGUGCAGGGCUCGUGGAUGGGACAUCACGC